CGACUAGCUAGCUUCGGCAAACAUCGUCAUCGGUCGUUAACUGAGACUCGGUCAAGGAUGGAGGAAGAGGCACGCAAGCUUCUCGAGGAAGGAAUAAUAAAGAAAUUGGUCAGUCCUGGUAAAGGAGAGCUAUCGACCUUUCCAAAUGGAACCAAGGUGGUCUUCCACUACCGCACCAGCCUGUGUGAUGGCAUAUUGCUGGAUGACUCCAGAACCAUGGGGGGCCGCUCCAAACCCAUGGAGCUCAUCUUGGGCAAGAAGUUUAAACUAGCUGUGUGGGAGAGAGUGAUCAUCACCAUGAAACAAGGCGAAAUUGCAGAAUUUACCUGUGACAAAAGGCACACAGCUCUGUACCCGCUUGUGUCCCAGUCCCUGAGAAACAUCAGUGCUGGUAAGGACCCCCUGGAAGGCCAGAGGCAUUGCUGUGGCAUUGCCCAGAUCCACUCCCACCACUCUUUGGGGCACAAAGACCUGGAUCAGCUUCAGGCCAGUCCACAGCCUCUUGUCUUCACCAUCGAGCUGCAGGAGGUUCUGCCUCCAGGAUCGUUCCAGCUUGAUGUGUGGGCUAUGACAGAUGAAGAGAAACUUGAGCUUGUGCCUCAGAUCCAUGAGGAGGGCAACAUGCUUUUCAAACAGGGCAAAAUCAAGGAAGCCACAGAGAAGUACUACAAUGGCAUUGCCUGCCUCAAAAAUCUACAGAUGAAGGAGCACCCUGGAGACGAAGUCUGGGUGAAGUUUGACCAUAUGAUCACACCACUGCUCCUCAACUUCUGCCAGUGCAAGCUGCUCCAGGGCCAUUACUACGAAGUCAUCGAACACUGCUCAGCCUUACUCUUCAAAUAUGAGGACAACACGAAGGCCUUAUACAAGCGAGCUAAGGCCCACGCUGCAGUGUGGAAUGAGGUAGAAGCACGGGCAGACUUUAAUAGGUUGUUGGAGCUGGACCCCUCUCUGGGGCCGUCUGUUGCCAAGGAGCUGAAGGCCAUGGAGGAGAAGAUCCGGAUCAAAGAGAAGGAGGAAAAGGGUCGCUACAAAGACCUAUUCAAAUACAAUACAUCACCAGCCACUGCCACUACAGGUUGACUCACACAGUGGUUUGGAACAAAAGGAUGCCUGUGAAUUUCAAGAUGGAGGACAAACGAUGCUGGUGUUUUAGUAUGUUUUCCAUGCACCCAAACAAAUGACUCUGCCACCCUGCCCUCCCUCCCAUAGUACACGCAGAAAUAUUAAAUAUUCCCACUCACUGUCAGGUCAUACACACACACACACACAAAGUCACACAUCUAUACCAAGGUGAGAUUUGCAUUCCUGCCUUAUUCCUCUAAGCUUUAGAAAACUGAACUUUACCUUUAGAGUCUAAAGGUUAAGUAAAGUUCAGAAAUACAAAAUCCCAUUGAAACCUUAGGUAUGUACUGGCCAAAAGCAUAAUUAUUUCAUCAUGGUUUAAGCGUUUUACGUUGUCUUGAUUUCCCUGAAAUAUGCGCAGAGCUGUUGAAUAAUAAAGGAAUACUUUGUUUUAUUGCAUAAGGGACAUCACAUGCACACCUGCCUUGCACUGCCAGACCCCCUCUUCUAUAUUGGUCACAGUGGAAGCCCUGGAAAAAGCAGGAUUAUAUCCUGGUAGAUGAGACUGGGAAACAGAGCUGUCUGUGACAAUCAUUUAACACACAUGGACUUGUGUUAUCUUUGCUUUAUUCUAUGUACUUACUUAUUUCAUAUAUGUAAGAAAUAUAUACCAUUAUAUUGUUUUGUCUAGAUGUACUCUGCAAAGCCCUUACUAUCUCCUUCACUUACUUAGAAAGAGCUACUCCUAACUCAUGUGAGGCAGCGGGUCGUCUGAGGUGAGAUGUAAUUGAGGUUGUGAUUAUGUAACUGAAAAUAAAUUAGUUUAUCCCAA
Molecule: messenger RNA, 1897 nt
Organism: Perca fluviatilis (European perch)
Lineage: Eukaryota; Metazoa; Chordata; Actinopteri; Perciformes; Percidae
Gene: aip
Product: aryl hydrocarbon receptor interacting protein
Exons: 7
Coding region: 58-1083 (341 amino acids)
Molecular function (GO): protein binding; peptidyl-prolyl cis-trans isomerase activity
Source: RefSeq, a predicted model, not a curated record